Drosophila teissieri is the source of this 1463-nucleotide messenger RNA. RefSeq lists its product as uncharacterized. The transcript is spliced from 2 exons. Bases 134 to 1162 code for a protein of 342 amino acids. The record is from RefSeq and is a predicted model, not a curated record. NCBI's taxonomy places the organism in Eukaryota, Metazoa, Arthropoda, Insecta, Diptera, Drosophilidae.
UUUCAUUCAGAUAUUUUAGCUUUGCCCAUAGAUUACGAGUUCCUUCGACUCCGACUAACAUCGAGCUGAAGUCAAAGCAAGUGAAAAGACACACACCCACAUACACACAACCACUCACACACACACACACGAGAUGAACAGGUCGCAGAAAACCAGCAAGGUGAAGCGCGGCAAGCGGGGCGGGGGCGGUGGCAUCAGGACUCAGCAGCCGGACUUCGUGGAGGCGCAGGUGGAGAACGCGCGCAAGGCGGUGGAGCGCAAGCUGAUGUACCUCUCCGAGUCGAACCGAGCCAGUGCACCCACUCGUCCGGGCAAGCGGAGCGCGGCGGGAGCGGGCGGAGCAGCGGCCGCAGUGGAAGGAGCGGGCACCGCUGCCCAUGGCCAGCGUCGCAGGCGAAGCAGGAGGAGUCCGGCACAGGCUGCAGCCCAGGAGACGACCGACGAGGAGCAGAAAUCGCAGGUGGAGACAACGUACAAGUGCGGAAACCGGAAACGCAGCGGUUACAAUUUACUGCUGUCGCCUCGUCGCAAUGGUCUAACGCCCCGGAACUAUGAGGCUGAGGCGGCGGAACUGGAAGCCAUCAUGGCCGCCCAGCGAACGUCCAGCGGUACGGCGAAGGCUGGUCAAGGCGAUGGGGAUGGCGGGGAUGCCGGGGAGUAUCAGGCCGGCACGUUUGGUCGCCUGCAGCUGAAGCCGCUGAGCAGCUAUGCCACGGCCCACCCACUGCCCAGCUACACGUGCGGCGUGUGCGGGGCCAAGUUCCACAUCCGAUCGCUGCUGGGCGCCCACCGGCACAUCCACGACGACGACUUCAAGGUGCGCUUCCGGGUGCGGCGCAAGCGAGAGAGCAGCACUAACAUGGCCGCCGUCCAUCUGUGCAAGCACUGCGAUCGAGGAUUCGACCUGGAGCGCACGCUGCACAUCCAUCAGCUGAGCUACUGCAAGAAGAUACCGCCGCAGCAGCGCCGCAAGCUGGCCUACACGGAGCUGGCGCACGAGAAGAAGGCACCGCUGCCCAACUUCCAGCGGACGCAGCAGCAGUCGCUGCCACAGCAGGGACAGCGAAACAGCGCCACCACCAAGCAGCAGCAGUUGACGCAGCAGGAGAAGCUCCACAGGAUCAUCAUGCGGGAGUCGGCGGUGCACGAGCGCUGGCGCUAGUCGUCCCCAUCCGCUGAUCCUCACCAGAAACUGGAAGCGGAACCAACGCUUGCUUUCAUCGGAUCAGCUAAAUCUGUAGCAAAGGCAAAAUUAGUAGGUGUAGGGUAUGGAGACUAGGAGACUCACCUGUUCCAAAGACCGAAACAACACAUUGGCGUUGAAUAGUCACACUCCAUUUAUGACGGUCAAUUAAGCUAAAUUGAGAGUCCCCCGCACAUGGAGGUAGUUGGCGUUUCUAGAAUGGGUGCAAGUGUAAGCAAGUGUGUUAGAAAUGAUUAAAUUCGUGAGCCUAACUGAGUAA